AGAUGUGUUGCCAUUCGCCGUGGUGCUUGCUAAUUGACAAUCGCAAUCAAAAUCGCAAUUCAAUCGGAAACGCGGUCGCAAGAUUUCAAAAAUAAGUUGGAAUUUCAGUACAUAUCCAGCCCUGGGCCUGCUAUUCACAGCGAACUGUUGUUUCUUACAAUAUCGCAUUCAAUAUUCCAAAUGAAUAUUUUACCAAAGAAACGCUGGCAUGUGCGCACCAAAGACAACAUAGCCCGCGUGCGCCGGGAUGAAGCCGCCGCUGAAGCAGAGGACCGCAAGCGCCAGGAAAAGUUGGAGUUGGCUGAAAGCGAGGCCCGCAUCAAUUUCCUGCGCCGCCAAUCGGGUCUCCCGGAGAAAGCCACAGUUCCCGUCCGGUCCGAAGAUGCAGCCGCCCCCACCCCUGGCGAAUCGAGUGGCGUGGAUCUGUUUGCGGACUACAAGACACACGUGAAGACCACAAAUAAGGAUCUGGAAAAGGAGCAAAAGGAGGAGCAGGAAAAGUAUGAGAAGCAGAUUGGAUACCUCACGUAUCUGGGCCAAGACACCAACGAGGCACUGAAAACUCGCAGUUGGUACGAGGUGGCUCCCAAGCGGCCAAGGCGCGAAGACCACACUGCCACUGAAAUUCACCUCAAGCAGAAGCUAUCCCACGACCCGCUUACACUGAUAAAUGCCCUGAUACCACCGGAGAAGAAAGCGCCGAAACGAGCUCCCAAAAGAAAAGCAGAACGAACGUCGUCGCCGUCGCCGACCCCGAAUUCUCUGGCGGAACGCUCUCCCACACAUUCAGCCCACAAAUCGAAAAAGGGCAGGAAGGAUAAAAAAGGCAGCAAGGAGAGCAAAAAACAUAAGAACAAGAAACAGAAAAGCCACAAAAGUGUAAAGGAGUCGAAAGAAUUGGCCCUGGCUGCGGAGCGGCACAAGCGGGAGAAGCUGGAGAGGCUGCGCAAGGAGCGACUGCGUCGGGAAGCUUCUGAGCGGCAACGAUCCGAGGCCUUGUUUGCACUACCAAAAGCUGCGGUGCCCGCCAUUGCAGCCAGCACGCCGGCGCCAACGCCAAAGAUUGUUCAGAAGUACAAUAGUCAGUUUAAUCCAGACUUGGCCAAGCAAAAUAUGUUUUAAAUGUUAAGUCAGAAAUAUUUUAAAAACAGUCUUAUUUAAAAGUUCGGGAAGUACAGAAUACAAAAUAAAUCCGGUUGCUUAAAAAUUA
Messenger RNA from Drosophila miranda, 1210 nucleotides. RefSeq names its product leukocyte receptor cluster member 1. The transcript has 4 exons. Bases 181 to 1122 code for a protein of 313 amino acids. Lineage: Eukaryota; Metazoa; Arthropoda; Insecta; Diptera; Drosophilidae. The record is from RefSeq and is a predicted model, not a curated record.